UACAAAACCACUUAUCGAUGAACUAACAUAGCCUUCUGUCAUACAUUCCAUCAGCCUAAACCUUAAAGCCAGAAGCAGCACCCGGAGCUCUUCUUCGUCUCGGCCAUGGCGAGCGAGGCUAAUAGCAGCGCAGGCGAUGGCCUCAAGCUGCCAGAGAUCAAGUUCACCAAGCUCUUCAUCAAUGGCUGCUUCGUCGACGCCGUCUCGGGAAAAACAUUCGAAUCACUCGACCCACGUAACGGAGAAGUGAUCGCCAACAUCGCUGCCGGCGACAAAGAAGACGUCGACUUGGCUGUGAAGGCAGCCAGAGAAGCCUUCGACCAUGGCAAGUGGCCUCGCAUGUCCGGCGCUGUACGUUUCUUCCUCUCCCCCCUCAUGAUUGCUUCUUCGAACUAUACCAUCCUGAUAAAUGGACGUCUGCAACUUCUCAAUCAUGACCAGGAAAGGGGGAAGAUUAUGAUGAAAUAUGCAGACCUGAUCGAGCAGCACGCAGAAGAACUGGCGGCACUCGAGUGCUUAGACGCCGGAAAGCUGUUCUUUCUCAAUAAGAUGAAUGAUGUCCCAGUAGCUUCGAACUUGGUCCGAUACUACGCAGGGGCGGCGGACAAGAUCCAUGGCGAGACACUGAAGCUGUCAGGGGAGUUUCAGGGGUACACACUGCGGGAGCCCAUCGGAGUAGUCGGCCACAUCAUCCCUUGGAAUUUCCCUACCAUCAUGUUCUUCUUCAAGGUCGCCCCUGCCCUGGCCGCCGGCUGCACCAUGCUCGUCAAGCCAGCAGAACAGACCCCACUCACAGCUCUCUACUGUGCCCACUUGGCCAAACAGGCAGGUUUUCCUGAUGGAGUUCUCAAUGUUGUCACCGGUUUUGGAGCCACAGCCGGAGCUGCCAUUUCUUCUCAUAUGGAUGUGGACAAGGUUAGUUUCACAGGAUCUACAGAAGUAGGACGGCUUGUGAUGGAGGCAGCAGCAAGAAGCAAUCUGAAGUCUGUCUCACUUGAACUGGGUGGGAAGUCGCCAGUUAUCAUCUGUGAUGAUGCAGACAUAGACAUGGCCGUCGAACUCGCUCGGACGGCCAUCUUUUACAACAAGGGAGAAAUCUGCGUGGCAGGAUCUCGUGUCUACGUGCAAGAAGGAAUCUAUGAUGAAUUUGUAAGAAAGAUAGCAGAAAGUUGCAAAUCCUGGAUCGUUGGAGACCCUUUCAGUCCCCAUGUUCAUCAAGGACCUCAGGUCGACAAGAAGCAGUUUGACAAAGUUCUCAGAUACAUCGAUCAUGGGAAAAGAGAGGGAGCCACCAUACUGACAGGAGGAAAGGCCUGUGGUGAGAAAGGGUUCUACAUUGAACCCACAAUCUUCACAGAUGUCAAGGAGAGUAUGCUGAUAGCCCAAGAUGAGAUCUUUGGACCUGUCAUGUCCCUCAUGAAGUUCAAGACAAUCGAGGAGGCGAUUGAGAGAGCCAACGAUACAAGAUACGGACUGGCGGCUGGGAUUGUGACAAAGGACAUCAACAUAGCCAACCGACUCUCGAGAUCGAUUCGAGCAGGCAUCAUUUGGAUCAACUGCUACUUGGUAUUCGAUAACGAUUGCCCUUUUGGUGGAUACAAGAUGAGUGGAUUCGGAAGGGACAAUGGAAUGCAUGCUUUGGAGAAGUAUCUCCAAGUCAAGUCUGUGGUCAUUCCCAUCUAUGGUUCUCCUUGGCGGUAGCAGCAUGCUUGAACAGAAGAAGGCAAUGAACCACCUAAAAGCUAUUGAAUGAAAAGAAGAC
Molecule: messenger RNA, 1762 nt
Organism: Musa acuminata subsp. malaccensis (wild Malaysian banana)
Lineage: Eukaryota; Viridiplantae; Streptophyta; Magnoliopsida; Zingiberales; Musaceae
Source: RefSeq, a predicted model, not a curated record